Molecule: messenger RNA, 931 nt
Organism: Aplosporella prunicola CBS 121167
Lineage: Eukaryota; Fungi; Ascomycota; Dothideomycetes; Botryosphaeriales; Aplosporellaceae
Exons: 2
Coding region: 178-507 (109 amino acids)
Source: RefSeq, a predicted model, not a curated record
CGCUGACAGGGCACGUGAUGCGCGACCGCAGAGGUACAUUUACAACAUCCCGCCCGGCUGGUGUAACGGACUUCUGCCACUGCUUAUCUUCACUUUCUAUUUCGAAUACUCGUAAUCCCAGCUAUAUUUUGAUUUCGGCUUUACUGUGUGGUUGAGCUACGAGAAGAGAAGGCAAAAAUGACGAAUAAAUCUGUCGCGAAGCACAGCGCUGCUGAUGACCAGCUGCAGCACGUCGAGGCGCAUGAGAGGAAGGCGAGUGCGGAGGCUAAGGCCGGCCUAAACCUUAACAUCCUCGGCGCCCUCUCCGGCACCCUCUCCUCCUUGACAACCAAACGCUCAAGCACUGCCCCCGACGGAAGUGCCACUACCGAAGAGGAGCAGCGCACAGCUGUGAGGGCUGAUGGACGCGGUGCUGCGAGUGGGAGCGCCGUUGCGGCUGCGCGGGCGGAUGCUAGUGAUCGCCAUGUGAAAGAGGGACGGGUUGAUCAUUUGGGGAUUGAAGAGUAGGGAUUACCGAGGGAUAGAGCUCACUGUGGAUGGGAAUUAUGACUUGUGUGAAACGGAAAUGGUGGGAUUGGUUGUUUACUUAUUGUUUGAUGCUCAGGUGCAUUUAUUCUUACAGUGUUGCUAUUGUUCAAUAUCACAUAUGGCACAUCUCUGUUUGGUUUAAUAGGGGUUUUUUAUUUGCUUUUUUGUUUGUCUGUGUUGUGCGUGUGUUUGGGGGUUGGGAUGGGGGAGGAGGGGAGGAUGCUCAAUGGUAUCCUUACAGUUGCUAUCGUGCAAAGUUGCAUGUGGGUAUUUGCAUGUGAGUCUAUAGUCACACUACCCCUACGCUAUUGUCAGCGAAAUCCAGUGAUUGGUGGACCGAAAGAAAUACACUUACAGUCUGUACCUAGAAAAGGCUUUCAGAACCCUCAACUCCCGAACUUUG